CGGUUCCCAAGGCGACACUUCCUCCGGCAGCCGAAAGCGGUAGUGCCGGGAGCGUCGGGAGCGCCGCGCCGGGGAUGCUCGGGCCGCGCCGGUAGCGCUCGGCCGGGCGGUGCCAGGCAUGCAGGGCAAGGCCAAGCUGCUGCUGGUCCACAACGGCCGCAUGGGCCCGGCUGUGUCGGAUGGAGAGUUAAACGCCUCCAGGGCCCGUGGCAGCAACCACAGCGUGAACAGCCUGACAGGACCGCCGACCACCUGUGGCUCCACACAGGGGUCUGUGGUCAGCUGGGCUGAAUCUUUCGAGACGUUGCUGCAGGACCACGUGGCCGUCGCCUACUUCACUGAGUUCCUCAAGAAGGAGUUCAGUGCUGAAAACGUCUACUUCUGGCAGGCAUGCGAGCAUUUCCAGCAGAUUCCAGCCAGCAACACGCAGCAGCUGGCCCAGGAGGCGCGGCGGAUCUACGAUGAGUUCCUUUCCAGUCACUCGGUCAAUCCAGUGAACAUAGACAAGCAGGCCUGGAUUGGGGAGGACAUGCUGGCUACCCCCUCCCCAGACAUGUUUCGCACCCAGCAGCUCCAGAUCUUUAACCUGAUGAAGUUUGACAGCUACACGCGCUUCGUGAAAUCCCCACUCUACCAAGCCUGCCUGCGGGCAGAGAGCCAGGGGCAGCCCCUGCCUGACCUGCAGCCCCACUCCCGCAGCAGCAGCCCCCCGCCUGACCUUAGCAAGAAGUCAAAGCUGAAGCUGGGCAAGUCCCUGCCACUGGGUGUGGAGACGGCAGGCAGUGGUGCCAACCGCAGUCCCCGGCGGUCCUUCAGGAAGGGAGAGCGUCGGGAGCCCUCCUGGGCAGAGGGGAGAGAAGGUGGUGGGAGUGCCAUGCUGUGGCGAGAGUCCCAGGGCUCACUCAACUCCUCGGCCAGCCUGGACCUGGGCUUCCUGUCCUCUGCCAGCACUGCCGCCAGCACGGCUGCCAGCCCGUGGACCGAGGGCCAUCGGAAGAGCCUGGGUGGCAGUGAGGCAGAGCUGUCUACCAAGCCCAUGAAGUACUGCUGUGUGUACCUGCCUGACGGCACAGCCUCGCUGGCCUCUGUCCGGCCUGGCCACUCCAUCCGCGACAUGCUGGCAGGGAUAUGCGAGAAGCGUGGCUUCAGCCUCCCCGACAUCAAGGUCUAUCUGGUGGGCAAUGAGCAGAAACCAUUAGUGCUGGACCAGGAGUGCUCCGUGUUGGCAGACCAGGAAGUGAAGCUGGAAAACAGGAUAAGCUUUGAGCUGGAAAUCUCCUCCCUCAACAAGACCAUCCGCAUCACAGCAAAGUCAACCAAGCGCAUCCGGGAAGCACUGCAGCCUGUGCUGGGGAAGUACGGCGUGAGCGUGGAGGUGGCAUUGCUGCGGCGGCAAGGUGAGCCAACCACCCUGGACCUGGAGAAGCUGGUCAGCACAGUGGCUGCUCAGAAACUCAUCCUGGAAACGCCAACUGACAUGCGAGUGACAGAGAGUGCUGAGGCUGCUGCUGCCCCCUCCCCCCUCCAGAGCGAGGAGGGAAGCCCAACAGCAGCAGAGUCUGAUGUGCUGUGGGAGAUGCCAUCUUCCUUCUCCCGUCCCCGGUCUUCAGCUGCCACGAACCUGAACCGCCGCACGUAUGACCUGGAAGGUCUGGUGGAGCUACUGAACCGUGCCCAGAGCUGCCGGGCCAACGACCAGCGUGGGCUGCUCUCCAAGGAGGACUUGGUCCUGCCUGACUUCCUUCAGCUCCCAGGGCAGGAUGACAGGGCCUGUGAGGGGUCAGAUCAGCCCCAUACCUCUCACCCAGGCUCCGAGGGGAAUGUCCAUCCUCAGCCUGCACAAGCUCAGCCUCCAGUUGACCAUGAGCCCCGAUGAGUCCUGCUGCAUGUCCACACCCAGUGCAUGGUACCCUCGGGCCAUGCUGGGGUUCAACACGGGGUCUGACCAGCCCCUGCCUUGCACUGCCGACACUGCCUGGACCGCAGAUUCGUCCACGUCCUGUCCCAAACUAUUGUGUCGUGUCGCUGUGAGUUGGCUGAGCAGCUGCCAUGGCCCUCGGUGGGGUCACAUCCUGGUACAUAUGAAGGGAGUCCUGUACAUAGUUUGAACCACUGUUGCAAAGCACUUUGCAACGCCCUACACAUGCCUGGCACUGUCCUGCCCAGUGCUUCUGCCUGAGGCAGAGCUGACACCCCGGCAAAUCCUGCCUGUGCUGGGCUAGCACAGCCCCCUGGACUGUUCAGCUGGGGAAAGCACCCCUGAGUCGAAAGGUGUGCAGGGUAGAGAGGACACAGGUGGAUGGAUUGGCAAGGCGGGCUCCAGCCCCAUACCCCGGUGCUGUGGGCAGGCAGGGGCAGGCGAAUGUGUUCUUGGAGCUCAGGGCCAGAUCCAUUCCCUGACCCUGCAGAUAUAGGGGUCCCUCCGCUGUUGAUGUGUGAGUCUACCCAUCCCAGGAGGGUAAGCAUGGCCCUGCUGGCCUGCACCCCAGGCAGGUUGUUCUCUGCAUUGCGAGAGCAUGGCUGGGCCUGAUCCUGCCAAACUCAGUGCCAUUGUGGAGCAGGGCACAGAGCCAUGUGUAGUUCCUGCCCCAAGCUGAGAGAUCCAGCAGGUCAUGCCAAAGAAGCCUUCCUCCCUGCAGAGAGGUCUUGUGUGGGUGGCUGCUGAAGCAAACCCACAGGAGCAGAUAUCCAUAGCUGUCCCGUAUCUCAGCCUGAUUGGGGCCAUGGGUGUUUGGCCCUUGGGGAUCCACCUGCCUUGUCCCAGAGGAAUGCAGCACCCCUCGGUGCUGAGCAUCACAGCCUGGUGUAUGAGCGCCCAGCGUGUGCCCAGCCUGGUAUCCCUGCUGGCAACUAUGGUGAGCAGUAGCCUUAAGCCCAGCUCUGCCAGACCUGGCUGUUGCUGGCAGGUCCCCAUCCUGGGCAGCCCUAUGUGCCCAGAGGUCCCAGACCCACUCUGCAAUGGAGAAAGCCCCUCAACAGCACCCAGUCCCAUGCUGCUGUGGCCCCACGGCCUUAGUCAGAGCUCCCCUGUGUCUCCGUGGUGCUGCUCAGUCCCGUCUGUGGUGUGAAACCGGGGGAAAUAAAGAGCAUUGCCUGGACAUGCGUCCCUCUCCUUCCUCAGAUGCCGAGGCCGGACAGUGCUUUUCCUGGCAGCAAUGUCCCACCA
Messenger RNA from Cuculus canorus (common cuckoo), 3166 nucleotides. It is a transcript of the gene RGS14, whose product is annotated as regulator of G protein signaling 14. Gene Ontology annotation, molecular function: GTPase activator activity; G-protein alpha-subunit binding; microtubule binding. The transcript is spliced from 15 exons. Lineage: Eukaryota; Metazoa; Chordata; Aves; Cuculiformes; Cuculidae. The record is from RefSeq and is a predicted model, not a curated record. Bases 119 to 1876 code for a protein of 585 amino acids. Gene Ontology annotation, biological process: regulation of G protein-coupled receptor signaling pathway; signal transduction.